AUGGCGCACGGCCACCCUGCAGAGGAGGCUGAUACUCCCAAGGACUUUCAGAAACCCGAUUCAGACGAGACUGCACAUGCCAAGGAAGAAAGGGAGGAGGUGAAAGAGGCGGAGCUUCUGAUCCAAAACCUGAAUGAUCUGGGCAUCGGAGAGCAUGUCAGCGAUGAUGAUUUCAAUGCUUACUUUGAUCAGCUACCUUCCAUGCCUCGGAUCUAUCCUGAUGCUGUUAAACUGACCAUUUGA
Molecule: messenger RNA, 243 nt
Organism: Triticum turgidum subsp. durum (durum wheat)
Lineage: Eukaryota; Viridiplantae; Streptophyta; Magnoliopsida; Poales; Poaceae
Source: the annotation of a GenBank genome assembly